CUCUAGACAGAGUUGUCUUCAAUGGGAACGACAAAAAGCUUGAGAGAGAGAGAGAGAGAGAGAGGGAAAAUGAGGUACGGUGGAGGAAAGAGGAGGCGCGUGGCACUGAAACCAUUCUUUGUUCUGUGUGUGUCGGUGACUGGUUUUGGACUUUUGGUGCUUUCGCUCAGGCUCCUGGAUGCUCCCGCUAGUAGCACAGUGCCUCUCUCAAGAGCUUCUUCUUCUUCUUCUUCUUCUUCUUCGGAGUUCAACACUUCAUCCAAGAAUGGCUCGCGCGUGAAAGGCGUCGUGGCGGUUCGGCGCGUGGGAGAGAAGCCAUGCAAGACGGUGGAAGAAAUGGGGGAGGAUUUCACAAGUGGUGUCGGGAAGAAAGAGUCCCUCAGAGUGAGAAGGAUGAUUCAGAAUCAUUUUCUCGCCAACGGUGCUUCAAGAAUCAGGGAUUUUCCCCCAGAGCAAUUCUGUAGACAUGGCUUUGUUCUGGGGAAGGCAAGUGAGGCAGGUUUUGGGAAUGAAAUGUACAAGGUCUUAACUGCUGCAGCACUUAGUAUAAUGCUAAACCGGUCCUUGAUCAUUGGUCAAACCAGAGGAAAAUAUCCUUUUGGAGACUACAUUUCUUAUUCCAACUUUACUUUUACGGUGAAAGAAAUCAAGCAUUUGUGGAGACACAAAGGGUGUGAAAGCAAAUAUGGGAGGAAACUGGUUAUGAGGAUUGAUGAUUUUAUGAAACCAGUAGAAACAAAUGUUAUCUGUAGCAAUUGGAAGAAAUGGAAGCAACCUAUCAUAUGGUUUCAAGGAACAGUAGAUUCUGUGGCGGCACAGUUUUUCUUAAAGAAUAUGCACUCUCAGAUGAGGACUGCUGCUCUCAAUUUGUUUGGUGACCCACAAGUUCUAGGUUUACGGCCGAAUGUUUUUGGGGAGCUCAUGAGGGUUCUCAUAUCCCCUUCAGAAGAUGUUGAGGCAGCUGUCAAUUGGGUUAUUGGUGGUGGGGAGAAUCCUGACAUCUCAUUGCAUAUGCGAAUGCUUAUGCAUAGGUCUGGAAGAGCUGUGCAGGCAGUGUUGCAUUGCCUGAACAAAGCCAUGCGCAGUCAACAUCUAAUGUCAUCAAGACCAAAGGUGGUUGUGGUGUCAGAUACACCUGCUGUUGUUAAAAGUAUCAUGUAUAUGUCUAACCUAAGUGAAUUUGUAGAGGUUCUUCAUUUUGAUUAUGACAAAUACAGAGGAAGUAUGUUUAAAGGUUUGCACAUCACAGAUUCUAGAAGGAGGGAUUGGGGUACAGCGCCUAGAUGGGUUGCUUUUGUGGAUUUUUUUCUUGCUUCUCGCGCAAAAUAUGCCACCAUUUCUGGAGCUCACCGGCGUGUCGGGACUACAUAUGCUCAAUUAGUCGCUGCACUGUCUGCAGCUUACAAUCUGGGUAUUUCUGCUAUUCACUCUGCUUAUUCUAGGGACAUGUCUGGUUCAAGGUUUAUAUUCCUUAGCAGUUUCCAGAGUAAUUUGUUGACUGAUGGCCUAAAGAAUCAGCGUGGUUGGGGCCAUGUGUGGAACAGAUAUGCUGGUCCAUUGAGUUGUCGCAAGCAGGGCAAUCAAUGUGCCUUCACACCAGUUCUCCCUUCUGCUUGGUGGGACGGUCUUUGGCAGUCUCCAAUUCCUAGGGAUAUUAAUCGUCUGGCUUCCUAUGGCAUCAAAUUAUCUGCUCUUGGCACUGUUGAUAAAGAUUCCCUUAAAAAUCACUGUAAGAAAAAGAAAAAUGUUGUACGAACCAUUACAUUCAAAUUAUAGUGUUUGGAAGUCACAUUUUUCUGUAUUCUUAGUUGUAUAACCAUAACAAUUAAUAAGAUUAUUAUAUUUAGUUUAUAUAUUUAA
Glycine soja is the source of this 1860-nucleotide messenger RNA. RefSeq lists its product as uncharacterized. Bases 22 to 1776 code for a protein of 584 amino acids. The transcript has 7 exons. The record is from RefSeq and is a predicted model, not a curated record. NCBI's taxonomy places the organism in Eukaryota, Viridiplantae, Streptophyta, Magnoliopsida, Fabales, Fabaceae.